UGCUGGGGCGGCACCACUGAUGGUGCUACCUGGGAGAGCAAUGGCCACUUUCCGCUUGGCCCUCAUCCAGCUUCAGGUUUCUUCCAUCAAAUCAGACAACCUCAUGCGAGCCUGUGGCCUCAUUCGGGAGGCAGCAACCCAAGGAGCCAAAAUCGUUUCUCUGCCAGAAUGCUUCAAUUCUCCAUAUGGCACGAAAUAUUUUCCUGAAUAUGCUGAGAAAAUUCCUGGUGAAUCUACACAGAAGCUUUCUGAAGUAGCAAAGGAGUGCGGUGUAUAUCUCAUUGGAGGUUCCAUUCCUGAAGAGGAUGCUGGGAAAUUAUAUAAUACCUGUACCGUGUUUGGUCCUGAUGGCACUUUACUGGUAAAGUACAGAAAGCUCCAUCUGUUUGACAUUGAUGUUCCUGGGAAAAUUACAUUUCAAGAAUCUAAAACGCUGAGUCCUGGUGAUAGUUUCUCCACAUUUGAUACUCCUUACUGCAGAGUGGGCCUGGGCAUCUGCUACGACCUGCGCUUUGCAGAGCUCGCCCAGAUCUACGCCCAGAGAGGCUGUCAGCUGUUGGUAUAUCCUGGAGCUUUUAAUAUGACCACUGGACCAGCCCACUGGGAGUUGCUUCAACGAGGCCGGGCUGUUGACAAUCAGGUGUAUGUGGCCACAGCAUCUCCUGCCCGGGAUGAUCAAGCGUCAUAUGUUGCCUGGGGACACAGCACUAUUGUGAGUCCUUGGGGGGAAGUCCUUGCUGAAGCCGGCACCGAGGAGACGGUCAUGUGUUCAGACAUAGACCUGAAGAAGUUGGCUGAAAUACGCCAGCAAAUCCCCAUUUUUAGCCAGAAGCGAUCAGACCUCUAUGCAGUGGAGGCGAAAAAGCCCUAAGGUUUAUGUUUCUAACAUGUCACAAACAGGAGGAUAUGGUCCUGCAAUGUAAUCCAUUCCCUGCUGAAUUCUUGAAAGAGAUUUUUUUUUUUUUUUUUAA
Messenger RNA from Odobenus rosmarus divergens (Pacific walrus), 971 nucleotides. RefSeq names its product nitrilase family, member 2 (gene NIT2). Gene Ontology annotation, molecular function: omega-amidase activity. The record is from RefSeq and is a predicted model, not a curated record. The coding region runs from base 20 to 871 and encodes 283 amino acids. Lineage: Eukaryota; Metazoa; Chordata; Mammalia; Carnivora; Odobenidae. The transcript is spliced from 10 exons. Gene Ontology annotation, cellular component: mitochondrion. Gene Ontology annotation, biological process: L-glutamine metabolic process; oxaloacetate metabolic process.